AUGUAAUUNAUUAAUUAGCAAAGAAAUAUCAUCCAGAAUCAUAAAAAGCAAAUAGUGAAAAAUAUUCAAAUGUAUAAGAAGCUUUUAAGGUAAAAAUUUAAUUAGAGAAUGUGAUUAGAUUUUAUCUGAUUUAGAUUACAAAAACAAAUAUGAUUUAAAGAGAGUGAA
Messenger RNA from Paramecium sonneborni, 168 nucleotides. The record is from the annotation of a GenBank genome assembly. Lineage: Eukaryota; Ciliophora; Oligohymenophorea; Peniculida; Parameciidae.